CUGGUUUCGGUUUGUUGUCAGCGGCUGCAGGAAGCUGGGCAAAGUGUCAGAUUAGCACCGGGGACGAGCCUCUGCCACGUCAGACUGUAAACAGCCCCGGGGGCAGGACAGCAUUACGGCUUCCAGGGGGCUUAUUGACAGCUUACUGACAGCACUGCGGCUUUCUAACAGGAUAAUCAGCGCACAAACCCGAGCUGUACGUCGCUGAGUGGCACAGAGCUAGCGGGCUAACCGGAAGUGCUCGGGAGACUCGGGAGCAGCAACACAACACGAAACACCACGGCGGCCACUCUGCCUUUUUAUUCAAACAUUUUUGUGUCCGUGGCAGGAUGGAGGGCAAAUACAACCUGAAGAGCCCGGCGGUGAAGAGGCUGAUGAAGGAAGCGGCUGAACUCCGAGAUCCCACCGAGCACUAUCACGCCCAGCCUCUGGAGGACAACCUCUUCGAGUGGCACUUCUCAGUGCGCGGGCCUCCAGACUCGGACUUCGACGGCGGGAUCUACCACGGCCGCAUCGUCCUUCCUCCCGAGUAUCCGAUGAAGCCUCCGAGCAUCAUCCUCCUCACGCCCAAUGGGAGGUUCGAGGUCGGGAAGAAGAUCUGCCUGAGCAUAUCUGGGCAUCACCCCGAGACCUGGCAACCCUCCUGGAGCAUCCGGACUGCUUUAAUAGCGAUUAUAGGGUUCAUGCCGACUAAAGGAGAGGGGGCCAUAGGAUCGCUGGAUUACACUCCAGAAGAAAGAAAAGCCCUGGCCAAGAAGUCUCAGGACUUCUGUUGUGAGAUGUGUGGGUGCUCCAUGCGGACGGCUCUGCUCGCGCUGAUGCCCAACAGCGAGCGCCAGCCUGUGGACCUUCAAGCCCAACAGCUAGCACAGCAGAUCAACUUUAAGGCCGAGUCCAGCACAUCAUCCACCGCCAGCGGGAGUAACGAGACGACGAGCGCUAGCCAAGCCGCCCAGCAUGACACCAGCGGCAUCUCCGAGGCGCUUCAAGACAGCGUAGGAACGGCUCAGGCCGAACAGCCCGAGUCGGCAUCCGAAUCCGCCUCCACUCCUGCAGCUCCCAGCUCGCGCUCUCUGAGCCCCCGGCAGCGUCGCGCUCAAAACCGGAACCAGAACCAGAACCAACCACAACGCCGGCCUACCUACCCCGCGUUCCCUGCGGCGGCUCAGCAGGACGGCAGCCACACGGGCUCGGCCGUGCUCAUUGUGCUGCUCACGCUGGCCCUCGCCGCCCUCGUCUUCCGCAGGAUCUACCUGGCCCAGGACUACAAGUUUGACUACGAGCUCUGACCACAGAGUUUAAAAAACAAAAAAACACUCUCACCAAAACUAAACUGCCACCAACCUUUGCCACCUCCCAGCUGCCACGUUCUCCUUAGUGAUGCCUGAUUGUGCGUAAUACCAAAAGAGGAUGGCAGCACAUACUGUACUUUAUUUAGAAACGAUUCGCAUCUCUAGUGUACUUAAGGAAAUGACUGACUCGUGCACAUUUACCUAAUAUGGUUUGCCCGGAAUAUAAUGGGAUGUGAUAUCCUGAUAUGUUACAUAACUAGGAUAUAUCUAAAGCAAGCUACUUUUAAUUGAGGUAAAAUUUUAUUUAUGAAGCUGGAUUUAUUCAUAAAUCACUCGUUGGAGCAUUUGCACGACGCUUAUGGUAUUCAUGAAAACCCUCUUUAGUUUGUGCCUCCUGGUUUGUUUUAAUUUAUGUAUAAGGAGACUUACUAAUGUGAAACUUGAUUGAUUUUAAAAUCGCAUAAUUAGCAGCGGGUUUGCUGUAAAAAUUCUAUGUUUUUAAAUCUGAUAGGAGGUUUUUUGUUUUUGUUUUUCCAGUCGUCCUGCAGAGAACAUUUACGCAAACCAAUAAAUUGAUAUUGAAAAUCUGCCAUAGAACAAAAAUUGGCAAGUUUCACAAAUUUCAUGCAAAUGACAAAAAGCAGUGUUCUCACUACAGAUGUAUUUGAUAGUGGCCUCCGGAAAUACUAUAAUAUGGUGACGCAUAAGAACUCAUUUUUCUUGUUCAUAUUUUUUUUUUCCCUCUCUUUAGUUUUUUUGGGCUGUAGAAAAGUUGGGAAACUGUUUACUUUUAAAGCAGAUAUCUGAUUCUCAUACCUCAAAGGAAACGUCAGAACUAAAACAGCGUAGUAAAUCUAAUGUAAUGUUUUUACUCCUGCUUGCUAUUUACAUGUUAAAAAAAACAUAAUGAACAAAUAUCUGUCAUUCAGAUAGGAAAAAGAACAGGCAUUAUUCCCUCGUAGGUUGAAGGAGAGUGUGGGAGUGUGUAAUUUUGUUAGCUUUGAAGUCAGGAACUGUUUGCUGGCAGUGGCAGUGACGAAACUCGGCUUAUUGGUGGAUUUUUCAGCGGUUACAUAGUCAUUCAUAGUAAACAGUACUAAACCAGUUUCACCAGGCUUUAUUGCUGGUUUAAAAAAGAAAAAGUUUGGCUCUGUUUAGCUAAAAAAACAUCACUUCUGUUUAUGCCUGAACAUUUUGGUGGCAUCGCUUAAAAAAUAACAUCUUAGCAAGUGAAAAUAUCUUGAGUCUUGUCUGUUUUUUCUACAAUUUCAUUAAAUAAGAUUAAAAGAAACGUAAAUUAUUAGAUAAGUAAGCUUUUCUAAACAAAUCGUAUAAAAAACAUAUUUUGUCAAAUCAUUUUAUUUGUUCCCAGAAGUUAAUGCUUAAAACUUGCAAACUUCUGCCAAUAGGACUAGAACGUUUCACCUAAAUUUUUUUCAAACAAUUUGUCUAGAAAUAAUCUUUGAUUUGGUUUGUUUUAGGGUGGCAUGGUUGUGCAGUGGUUAACACUGUGGCCUCGCACCUCCAGUGUUGUGCAUUCAGAUCCCGCCUCAGGGUUGUUUAUGUUUGCCCUGCGAUAGAUUGGCACCCUGUCUAGGGUGUACCCCGUCUCGUGCCCUAAGUUUCCUUGGGAUAAGCGAGCGGUAUAGUCUCCUCCAGGCCUCCCCCAACAUUGUACACAAAACAAAUAGACGAUUAACAAAUAAAUCAAUAAUCACAUCUUAAGUUAAACUAUGGAUAAAUAAAAAGAAUAUAUUCAAGGUAUUUUUACUUGCUGUCAUUUUUUUCCAGUUUGUUAACCAUAUAGUUGUUUAUGUUUAGUCUCAAUCUAAACAAGUCACAUUCUGCUGCUAAGACGAAUGUGAGAGACGAAGACGAAGUUUCUAUUUUCAUUUAGCUUGAUGGGACGCGUGGACACCUCAGAAGUCCCCUCAAGAGCACUAACGACUUGGUGAGAGGGCGGGGCUUCGAGCUGAGUUGAUAUGGGAGAGUGCGCAGAUCAUUCCAGAUUCAUAUAUCUAUCUAUUCGUGGACCGUUUUUUUUUUUUUUUUUGGUUUUAUGCUACAUUUUUGUAAACACAAAAAAUUAUUUGCAGAGCUGGAAAGGUUUGGUAAUAUCAUACAAUCAGAGUUAAACAUCAGGGGAUAUUAUUAUGGCUGGGAAAUAUCAUAGAGAGAGAGAGAGGGGUAGAUUGUUAUGGCGCACAAGUGCGAAUAGGGUGAUUUGACUUUUUAAGUGGGUGAGGCAGGGAGGAGGUGGGGUGUUUUUAUUUCCUUAAUGCGAGCCAUUUACUUUCUUCUAACAAGUACAGUAUAAUUAUAAUAUUAAUAAUAAUAAUAAGAAGAAAUGGAUAAAGACAAGCUAUGAAUUGUGUUCUUUGGUUGCCAAGCUAAGAGAGAAAUACCUUCUGUUACAGGAUGCACACAAGCAGGAUGACAUCACAAACCUUAAAAACAUCAAAUUAUAAAAGGAAUACUUCAGCAAUAUUGCAUUCCUGUAGACUUUUUUUUUUUUUUAAUAAAAGCUAAUUUAUGUUAUGACCUAUGAACAGGAUUAAAGGACUUUGACAAGGCUUCUGAUGCAUGUGCUUUUAGUCAGGUGGUAAUAUUAAUAAUAAUAAUAAUAAUAUUGUCACGUUAAACUGCGCUCCACUCCAAAGUUACCAUGAAGUUGAAGUGUGUUAGAUUUAUUAGACAAGCUCAUACGGAACAUCUAUGCUCGUAAAUAAGGAUUAUUAGCCGAACGCUGUUGCAAAAUGCUCCUUAAUGAAUGUUGAGUCAGAAGUAGUUCAGAUGCACCUUUUCAAAAUGUCAGUUCACGUGUAGUGCUUUUAAUCGUGACCAGGAAUUUACAAAUGGCUCAGUUUUAACCUGAGUGUGUUGUGUGCUGUAAAAGCUGUUGUUUGAUUUUUAACAAGAUGCUGAUUAAAACUGGGAAAAUAAAUCGUG
Messenger RNA from Clarias gariepinus (North African catfish), 4241 nucleotides. RefSeq names its product ubiquitin-conjugating enzyme E2, J1 (gene ube2j1). NCBI's taxonomy places the organism in Eukaryota, Metazoa, Chordata, Actinopteri, Siluriformes, Clariidae. The coding region runs from base 330 to 1289 and encodes 319 amino acids. The record is from RefSeq and is a predicted model, not a curated record. The transcript has 8 exons.